Messenger RNA from Cuscuta campestris, 6313 nucleotides. The record is from the annotation of a GenBank genome assembly. Lineage: Eukaryota; Viridiplantae; Streptophyta; Magnoliopsida; Solanales; Convolvulaceae.
GAACAAUUCAACAUUAGCACUCAAACAUUUCAACACAAAAUUAAGAUUGGGAAUUCAACAUAAAGUAUAUUUUUAAUACUAGACAUCAUGAAAUCGGAAAACAAAGAUUUCAAAAUUUCAAAAGCCAAAGUUUGUAAAAAGCACGAAGUAGUUUUAAAAGGGGAAAAAAGUGCUCCCUGAAUUGUCUUCAUUGUUCGCAUAGCACAGCAGGAAACAAUAGUCAACCGCCGCGCCGGAAUUGUCAUCGCCGUCGUUGCCGCUUCCUUCGCCGGAAUCCAGUUGCCGUUGUCUUGCCGGGCCGGACCUAGGGUCGGAACCCUAGGUCGGCUCUUCUACUCCCUGCCGCCCCUGUCCUCUUCUCCAGUCCACGUCGCCACCAUCGCCAGACCUAGGGUCGGAACCCUAGGUCGGUGGUGGCAAUCCUCGCCGCUGCUAUGCGAUCCUCUCUCCUCUCGUCUCUAUCUCCUGAUCCCCGCUGCUGCCUGGUGCGUUUAUAGGGGCUGGAAUUUCGCUUCCCGUCUAGAAUUAGGAUUCAAGAUUGAAUCGGGGUCUUCCUAUUUGCUGCGAUUGAGAUCUUCCCGGGUUAGGACUCAAAAUCCGAGUCCAAACAUGCUUUGUCGCUGUUUGCCGCUGAUAAUCGAAGAAUGGCAGGUUUUUGUCUUCGUUUGGACCAUUCGAACAUGUCCGUCCGCUAAAAUUGGGCUGCUUUCCUUGGGCUACUUCAUCCAAAAAUCCAAACUUUAUAGUGGUCCAAUGGGUCAAAUGCCUCACAGACCAGCAUACCCGACUGCUUUGCGUGCCGAUGUUCACCUGGUGGGUUCUGGACCCAUCCAGCGCUUUGAGAUGUGGGGUCGUCAUCGCUCAUUGACGGAAUCUGUGUACUUAUCCUCGGCAGCUCUCGCCGAUUACGGAUACGCUGAAGAGAUGGAGCAGCUGUUACAAGGGACUAGGUGGCAUCGCCUCUUCAUGAUGCGGGCCGAGUCUAGCCUGCCACUGACGAUCGAGUUCCUGUGCUCUCUAGAGUUGGAGCCAUCUGCAGGGUCGAGGUCGAUGAACUUCCAGUCCAUCGACUCUCGUACAACCCUCUCUUUCACUCUCUUGGGGCGAGGAUUUCAGCUGACGGUCGCCGAUCUGGCUACACACUUGGGUCUCUACAGUUCGGAGGAGACAUCGACGCCAGAAUUCGAGGCCGCACCGUACCUUCUCCCUGCAGACAUUGAUCCCGCUGACUUUUGGGCAGAACAUUCUUCAGAUCCAGACCGCUUUGAGGGCAUGGGCCGAGCCAGGUUUUGGAUUCAGCCGACUUGGCGAAUCCUAUCUUUUGUGCUUUCGACAUCUUUCUUUGGGAGGCCGUUGAACACGGAUCGGGUAUACCCCGAUGAUUUGAUUGUCUUCUGGAGCCUGCACACACGCCGGGAGGUGAAUGUGGCUGUCUUUGUGGCCCGAUUUCUCUACAGUCAGUCCAUGGGGAAUCGGACGCACAUUGUCUGUGGUUUCGUAGUCACCAUACUCUUCCGAUCACUCGAGGGAUCGGCGCCCAUUCCACGAGCUCAGAUGAUGAUGCGAGAUUUGGAUGCCGGCAUGCUGAGGAAUGCCCACAUUCGUAGGAGGUUGGGAGCUGGCUCUACCGAGAGCAACGCCGCUUCCUCAUCUGCGCCCUCGACAUCAGGAGCAUCUUCGCAGGUCUCGUCUAGGAGGGCCACUCGCCGCCGACCCACUCCUCAGGCCACCCCAGCUACGACCCAGGCUGAUCCGACCCCUGAAUGGGCUAGGAGGAUCCUGGAGCAGCAGGAUACCAUCCUGCAGAGGAUGUCCGAAAUCGGACAGCAGCAGGCAUCCCAGGCUGAGAACUUUGCUCAGCUUCGAAGGACCUUUACUAGCUUUUACUCGGAUGAUGACUUCUUCAAUUGUAUGAUUGUUGCUGAUCAAGAAUCUGGGCGUGAUCAUGAAGGUAUUGUUUUUCAGAAAAAUGCAGGGAGGUGUGAUCAAAAUCCUCAAUUCGUUGAGUCUAAUGUCACUCCUGUGAAGAGCCCAGCAACUGCUCAAGUGGAUGAAGAUGAUUAUAUGGGUGGUGAUAAUGAUGAGUUAAAUGAGGACGAGUGCUUUAUUCGGAGGGAUGAUCCUUCUUUUGAUAUGUCUUUUGGUAAUGAGGUAGACGCGACAUUGGAUGGUGGCUUUGAAGAUGGGUCGGAUUUGGCCAUCGGACUUGAGUUUGCUGACAAAAGAGAGUUGAAGAAGAAGAUGGAUGAUGUUUCCAUACAAGGACAUUUUGAAACAAAGACUGUGAAGAGCGACAAGAAGAGACACAUUAGCAUUCGAAAUGGGAUAAGAAAGCACUAUUCGGCUGCGGAUCAUGGAUUGUGUAGGUAUCACAUCACUUGUAGUUUGAGGAAGCGUUUUCCAAAGAUGUGCAAAAAGGGGUUGGAUAAACUUUCUGAGAACCUUGCAAAUGCAUACACCAAACGGUCAUUCAAGAGGUUGUAUGGCGACUUGAAAGCAAGGUACCCAACUGCUGGCAAUUACAUUGACAAGAUCCCAAAGAAAAGAUGGGCCAGGGCGUAUUUUGAAAUAAACUGGUACCAAAUCAUGACGACAAAUUGCGCCGAAUCAAUCAGUAGCAUGUUGAGGGAGGACAGGGAACUUCCUAUUGUUGCACUUUUAAAAGCAGUCCAGAACAUGACUUCAAGAUGGCGUGGAAAAAGGCAACAAGAGUUAAGGUCUCUCGAUGAGUCAAAUCUCCCUGUUACCCCAGCUGUUGAAGCUGAAAUGUGCAAGAGAUUCAACACUGCCUUGCGCUUGGAGUGUCAUCAGUUGAAUCAAUACGAGUUUGAAGUCAAGGGAGUGCACUCUGACCAUGUCGUUAACCUUUCAAAUAAAACUUGCACCUGCCAAGUGUUUGACAAGGAUAAGAUACCUUGCGUGCAUGCACUCGCUUGUUCAGAACGCACAUGCAUAGAUUGUUAUAGCCUGUGUAGUAAAUUAUACACAAAGGAAUACAUGUAUAUCGCAUACGCGGAAACAAUCUACCCCAUGCCACAUGAAGAUGACUGGGAUGCCGAUGGAAUGGAGCUCAUAGAAGUCAAACCCCCUACAUUGAACAAGCAAAGAGGAAGGCCAACAACGAAAAGAUUUCCAUCGGACGGCGAGGCACGAAAAAAAUAUAAAUUGACAUGUUCUGGUUGCCAAGGAAAAGGGCAUACAGUACGGACAUGCGCAAAGAGACCUCGUAAAGACACAUCUACGACGAAUGACUUGAAUAAUACUGAUUGCAUUGGUUAUUAUGGUCCGCCUUCUUACUACCAAUCACCCAACCACCCUCCGUACCAAACCCAUCCAUCUUACCACCCGCAUCAGAACCCAUACGAUGAUGACUACCAAGUCAACAAUAGGUCUGACUACUAUCCCUACCAUGAGGAACCACCAUAUGAUACCCCGUCUAGGAACUUUGGAUAUUCUCUAUACCAAGAUUCUGAUGGGGAUAAUUAUUAUGAACCUCAUGGUGACCAAUAUGACUAUGACCACAAUGGGCCUAUAUACGACGAUCAACCUGAUCCGCUCGUCGAAGAGAUCAUAAGAUUAGAACAGAAAAACUUCUAUUUCGACGAACUUUUAUUCGCUGAAGGCUCCUGGUACGAACCACCCUACUCCCGUGACUACACUUUGUUUGCUGAAGAACAAAUUGAAGCAAACAAGGUGGCAAUUCGAGAAAGAGCAAAACUUCUUGAAUCAGUCCGGAGGGAAAAGGAGUUCAAAAGGAGAUUAUGCAAGGGAUCAGAAUUGAUGCAGAAAAUGCUAGACGACUUCCAAAGAGAGAGACUAGAAGCUGAGGCUAAAGCUGAUAAGUUAGUCAAUGAUCUCUGUAUGGCUGUUGAACUUAAACGCUCCCUCCAAUCGCAAAUAAGGGAGAGUAAUGUUCAAAAAGAGGCUCUAGAACCUAAGACCAACCCUGAACCCAUCAACCUACAGGUUCCAGUUCUAGAAGAUUCACCUAGUUCUACACCAUCACCGAAACCCGAGAGCAUAACAACUCUCGCUAGGGCUACUGUGGUGAUGUUACCUAAAUCCCUUUCUAGCCAAGUCACAACCAGUAUAGUCGUACAGAAGGUGGAACCAACUGAGGGACCUGACUCAGAACCACCUAUGCUCAUUCAAGAAAAGGAGAAGGAAGUUUUGCCUAUAGCAAUAAACGACCAUCUCCUUAAUUGUGUUGAAGACACACCUCCAGAGGAACCUGUUCUGGAGGAGAUAGAGCCCACUACCUACCCCCAAGAUUCCAACGUUCAAGAGUCUAAGGAGGAAUCUAUAGACGAAGAAAUACCUAGCACAGAGGAACCAAUAACGUCUAUAGAUAAUCAUGCUUCAUCAGAAGACUUAGACCAAACUUUCUUUGACUCCCUACUUGACGGGUGUGACUUUGUCUGCCCGAAGGAUAGUUGGAGCCAAAAGAGUUGGGAUGAACUUCUGGUAAGUGACACUGAAGACUCAUCCAUGGGGGAAAGCACGGUCGUAAUCAUCAAACCACAAAUGGAUGACACACCUCCAGAGGAACCUGUUCUGGAGGAGAUAGAGCCCACUACCUACCCCCAAGAUUCCAACGUUCAAGAGUCUAAGGAGGAAUCUAUAGACGAAGAAAUACCUAGCACAGAGGAACCAAUAACGUCUAUAGAUAAUCAUGCUUCAUCAGAAGACUUAGACCAAACUUUCUUUGACUCCCUACUUGACGGGUGUGACUUUGUCUGCCCGAAGGAUAGUUGGAGCCAAAAGAGUUGGGAUGAACUUCUGGUAAGUGACACUGAAGACUCAUCCAUGGGGGAAAGAACUGUCGUAAUCAUCAAACCACAAAUGGAUGGUCAGCCUGUUGAAGAUAAGAAAAAAAUCAAUCUCGCUAUGAAGGCCAAUGAUGUGGAUCAACUGAGGAGACUUCCGCCACCACCCACCUAUCUAGAGUCUCCUCCUUUUAUCCUGUUGCCGCCAAGCCGCAGGGACGAGUCAAGGAUCCUGGACCUUGACCGAGCAACAAAUCAAACAAGGUGGAACCAGAAGAGAGUCAGAAGGGCCAAACUUUAUGACUCUCGAAUCGGAAGGUCGCGGAAAAAGUGGAUGGAUGUUGCCUGGAUGAUUCCGCAUGGAAACCGCCGCACAUUACAGAACCUGGAAGAGCUCCCCUUGCACUCAGAAGAAGCAAGGAAGAAGUUUCUCACUUGGGGGAACACGAAGAUGCUCCAGCCUCCCAUGAGGAUCUUGCUGUUCCUGCAAGCACCAGCAAGCCUGGAAGUCACCAUUGAGUUUCUUUGCUCUCUCCGCUUCCUCAAUAACGGAGAGGAAGUAAAGUCAACAGCUGAAGUCACCUCCACCACUAAGCUCACAUUCACUCUGAUGGGACGACUGCUGAACCUUACCGUGGCAGACUUAGGGUGGCUGAUUGGUCUUUACACACUUGAUGAAACGCGGAGCUUGGCCUUUUCUAAUCUGCCCGACCAGUUGGAUCCAGAGUUCGAUGUUAAGAAACUCUGGCAAGCUCACGGGUAUGGACGAUUUCACAGUGGAGCAAGCAUAGCUAGGAAUUGGGUGUGUCCGUCUUGGAGAAUUUUACACCAUGCAUUGACUCAUAGCUAUUUUGGCCGUUCUCAUGACUCUGAUGUGGAGUUUGAUUCCGAUAUGCUAUUUUUCUGGAGUCUGGAAGCGCGCGUACCAGUCAAUCUAGCAACUUUUGUGGCUCGAUUCCUAUUUGCUCAGUCGACUAGCAACCACCAGUUUGUCUUGUGUGGACCAAUGGUUACACUUCUGGCCCGGGGAUUAUGUAUGACGGUCCCCAAUGUCCUCCCAGAAGCCGCAAGCAUGUUCCGACCGUCGACAAGGUAUUUGACCCAGAUCGCUUAUAAUAAAGAGGACAAGGAGGCACGCCCCAGAAAGCAGCAUAGAAUUCCCAUGACCCUUCGCGAGCUUUCACAGGCUAUGUUUGCAUUCCAGGAUUCUGUAGACUCUCGCCUAAGGAGCAUGGAGACGCUCCUUCUCACACAGUAAUGGCAGGUGGAGGAAAUACUUGAAUACACUCGGGAGCAAGAAACAAAGAAGGCUGAGCAUGGGGCAGGUCCCAAACAAGGCAAACGUCAGUGUUAGAAUAAUAGACCAACGCUAGAGGGGGGGUGAAUAGCGUUUGAUCAAAAAUCGCAGGAAUAAAAAAUGAAUAAACGAGAAGUAAAGAGAAGAGUAAGAGGCACACCGAUUUUACCCUGGUUCACCACAACUUGUGGCUAAUCCAGCCUCCCGAGAGACUCUCUCGAGCUACACUACUAUCUCGUUAAGCUUAACG